AUGGGUAGUCUUGAUGAAGCCUAUUUGGAUAUCACGGAAUAUGUUUCAAAGCGCAGUCAGCGCGUUCGGCUCCCACGAGUACGUUACAGCGGUGAUUGCCUUUGCCGUUUGCCACGUGUGCUCGAUUCUGACAAAGACCAGUUAGACUCGGCAACAACCUCGGAAGCGUUCUGUGAGAAAUGUGGUAGAAAGCGCAUACGUGUCGAUGAUUUCGUUUGUUUCGGCACUGAAGUUGAUCAGAUUGUAAGCGAAAUGCGUUUCCGAGUGGAACAACUGACUGGUUUAACGUGUAGUGCAGGUAUUGCGCCGAAUUCCAUGAUUGCAAAAGUUUGCUCUGAUUUCAAUAAACCAAAUGGACAAUUUCGAAUUGAGAACGAUAGGCAGUCGGUCAUGGAGUUUAUGCAAGAGUUACCGUUGAGAAAGGUAAGUGGGAUUGGCGCUGUGACAGAAGCAAUCCUAAAGGGAAUCGGAAUCGAAAAAUGUGGUGAAUUGUAUGAAAAGCGAGCCGUGCUAAGUCUGCUGUUUACACGCUGUUCUCUAGAGCAUUUCUUGCGUAUUGCAUUGGGUAUUUCAGUCUCGUAUACAGCACAGAACACAUCUUCAAAACGGAAGAGUAUCAGUGUCGAAAGAACGUUUCAUCCAACGGCUGAUCUGCACCUCCUUAUCAAGAUUCUUGAAGAUUUAUGUAAUGAUUUGAUCGAUUCUUUAUUGGAACAUCACAUUCGAGGUGGUUAUUCAGCCACGGUUAAAUGCAAGUUUUCAACUUUUGAUGUCAUCACCAGAUGCGUCAGUGUUGAUUAUUUGCUGAAUGAAAAGAACGCUCUCUUCAAAAUAUGCGAAAAAAUUGUUCGAAAUGAGAUCAAGCAACAUAACCAUCUGCACAUUAGACUGCUCGGAGUCAGAUUGUCACGUUUGAUUUUUGUCGACGAUAAGGUCGAUAAAGUGAAGUCGUUAACGUCAUUUUGGUCAACGAGCGAUACAAACGAGCAAUCGACGAUGAAUAAUGCCAAUGGUGGUGUUACAUUGGAUAAACAGAAACCACUGAAUGAUGGAAUGGAAACAAAUCAAGAAAAGAUUCAUGAAUCAGAUGAACGGCAUAGUAAUGAUGCGAAGACUGAUGCCUCAGUAAGCAUUUCGAAAGCUGCACUCAGUACACAACCCUGCCCAGUCUGUGGUGAUCAGCUUCCGGAUCAAUUGGCAAUGGUCAACAGACAUCUGGAUGAAUGUUUGAACAGGUACUUCUCACUUCAGUCGUUUCAUCAAAUUCUCAUUCGUUCAUUGUUUCAUGAGAUCAUUUGA
Messenger RNA from Anisakis simplex (herring worm), 1299 nucleotides. NCBI's taxonomy places the organism in Eukaryota, Metazoa, Nematoda, Chromadorea, Rhabditida, Anisakidae. The record is from the annotation of a GenBank genome assembly.